AUGUGGCGAGCAGCCGCCUCCCGCCUCCUCCUUCACCAACGGUCAUCCACGGCAGCCGCCACGGCAUUGUACACUCUGCGGAACCUCUGCCAUUUCCCGCCGCCAUCUCCGGCGGAGGCGAAGUUCACGCCGGCGGAGGCUCAACGAAUGGUGCGGCUUGUUGGAGUAGAGCUGCUAAAGAGGCGGCUGCGGGACAGCCCAGACGAGGUGGUAGGCCAUGGCGAGUUUCUCGACGCCUGCGUGGAGGCUGGCGCGGCGUGCACGCGCGGCCAGGCGGAGGAGCUGGCGCAGGCGAUGGACCAGUCGGGCAGCGUGGUGCUCUUCCGGGGAAAGGUCUACCUCCACCCAAAGAAGGUAGUGGACCUGGUUAGAAGUGUUGUGCCGCCUGUACUCGAGAUCGAGAAUGAUGUGAGAAAGGAAGAGUUUGAGCUACUGAAGAAGAAGAAAGAAGAGAUUGACAGGCAUGCGCACAAGCAAGUCAAGCGAAUCCUCUGGUCUGGCUUACUGUUCUUGCAGACCACAUUAGGCCUCACUUUCCGUUUCACGUUCUGGGAGUUCUCGUGGGAUGUUAUAGCGCCGGUCGCCUUCUUCGUGACCAGUUCUGACCUGCUUGUCGGCUAUGCCUAUUUCCUCGUUACCUUACGCAAGCUGUCAUACCGAAGCUACAUGGAGAGGCUGUUUGAAAUAAGGAGGAAGAAACUCUACACCAGGGAGGGUUUUGAUAUGGAGAAGUACCUUGAAAUGGAGAGACAAAUAAGGUGUCCCCUGGGAAGUGACUGCACUGAAGCUGCUACCAGAGCGAUAUUCGGAAAAAUCGAGAGGGGGAUGCAGGACGGGCAGGAUGAGAUGGUCAGCCACGGCCAGCUCCUCAAUGAAUUGCUGGAGAGUGGCGUCAAGCGCAUGGAGGCGGAGGUACUCGUGCAGAAGCUGGACGACAUCAGCUUGGUGAUGGUUGUCCGGGGCAAGACCUACCUCAACCACGAGAAGCCAAGUGACAGGCAGUCGCAGGGUUAA
This is a messenger RNA of Lolium rigidum, 1014 nucleotides long. RefSeq names its product calcium uniporter protein 6, mitochondrial-like. The coding region runs from base 1 to 1014 and encodes 337 amino acids. Lineage: Eukaryota; Viridiplantae; Streptophyta; Magnoliopsida; Poales; Poaceae. The transcript is spliced from 4 exons. Gene Ontology annotation, biological process: calcium import into the mitochondrion; mitochondrial calcium ion homeostasis. The record is from RefSeq and is a predicted model, not a curated record. Gene Ontology annotation, cellular component: uniplex complex; mitochondrial inner membrane. Gene Ontology annotation, molecular function: uniporter activity; calcium channel activity.